This is a messenger RNA of Amphibalanus amphitrite, 2940 nucleotides long. Its product is annotated as histone-lysine N-methyltransferase PRDM9-like. Gene Ontology annotation, biological process: regulation of transcription by RNA polymerase II. The record is from RefSeq and is a predicted model, not a curated record. Gene Ontology annotation, cellular component: nucleus. Gene Ontology annotation, molecular function: protein binding; histone methyltransferase activity; RNA polymerase II cis-regulatory region sequence-specific DNA binding. The coding region runs from base 230 to 2395 and encodes 721 amino acids. Lineage: Eukaryota; Metazoa; Arthropoda; Thecostraca; Balanomorpha; Balanidae. The transcript has 11 exons.
CCCCCCUGAGUAGCACGUGAGACCGCGCGCGCGUUGUUGUGAUGCGCGCUUGGACUCAACCUCAACUCAAGGCCCCUAACUCUUCAACAACAACAACAACGUCAACUCAAGGCUGUUGUAUAAAACUCUUCAACUUUGACUUCAACUUAUUCUCAUCAAGGCCAUCUAUAGAAUUAUCAUUCUGAGCGGACUCACACAGAAAACGAGGGAUCUUCAUUUGGAGAUUGAGAUGGAUCAGCAUGAUCCACCAGUGUCUGAACUACUGCCGCUCAUGCGGGCUGCAUCAAUGUCACCAAAAGGACCAAAGUGGUCUCUGCAGGGCUCCGCUGACAGCGACGGGGAAUGGGGUCCGUCACAGAGUGUGAGGAAGUCUCAGAGGCCGAGGAACUGCACUCCCAUAGAUAGUGGCUCUGAGAGCGACUUUCGGCCAGUUGUGAAGGAGGAGAUAAAGAUUGAAGUCACUUCACCAAGGGUUGAGCGGCCGUCGUCUCCCUCGGUGUCGGACGACGAUCCUUUCUCGGACCUCGCUCUGCAUUCUUUAGUGAAGGAGGAAAAGUACCGACCUCGAUCACCGUCACCGUCUGAGGACUUCAUCGGGUUCACUGAGGUGGACCGGGACAGUGCCUGUUUCAUCUCCAAUGCAAAAAGGAGUCUGUUACUUGGUUGUUCGUCUGCCAUUCGAGACUCUACUGAAGUUUUUGCUGAUACAGUGUUCAUCAAGAGUCAACGUCUCGUCAUUAACUACCGUGAUGUGGACGGUUUCGAUGAUAGCAACAUAUUUUGUGACGUGUGCUGCCGCGAUUGGGACGGUGAAUGUCCCGUCCAUGGACCGCUAAAGAUAAUACACGAUACCAAGGCACGACCCGGUAUCGGAGAUGUCGACAGGGACGUCAAGACCCUGCCGCCUUCUCUCAGCUCUGGUCAGUCGACAAAUCCAGCGUCUGGCACCGGAGUUUUGGCGGAGAAGGACAUACCUGCGCGCCAAAGACUCGGUCCCUACGAGGGAACCUUGACCACCGAGCAGGGUCAGGCCCGAACUCGAACAACCGGGUACAGAUGGCAGAUCAAGAAGGGUAAGCGCGUGCAUCACUCGGUGAAUGCCGAAGACCCGAGCUGCAGCAACUGGCUCAGAAGGGUCAACUGUGCCCGCUCGGAGGAAGAACAAAACCUAGUGGCCUUCCAGUACCGGGGCCAGGUAUACUUCAGGACGUCAAAGGCCAUUCCGCGGGGCUCUGAGCUGCUGGUGUACUACGGAGACGACUCGGCCCGGGAACCGACCGUCCACUCGGAGACGUCUGAGGAGUCUGUGACUUCCUCUCCGGCCGGACCUUCAUCUUCAGGCAUAAGUGGCUCGAUUCAAUGUCCCCACUGCGACUUCCGAUGCUGGGGAAAGCAACGUCUGGACGGACACGUGAAGACAAGUCACGGUCACAUCGACAGGAACGGCAGAUUCAAGUGCGAGUGGUGUCAAUACUCGACCGACAAGCCCACAAGCAUGAAACGUUGCCGAAGGACUCACACUGGGGAUAGGUCGCAAUGCUGCUCCAUCUGCACGGUGCGGUUCACUAAACAGUCCAACCUUACCAAACACAUGGCGAUCCACACUGGAGAGAGGCCGUACGGCUGCUCCAUCUGCACUGCAAGGUUCACUGUUCGAUCAAGCCUUAAAAAUCACAUGCGGAUCCACACUGGGGAGCAGCCAUACGGCUGCUCUAUCUGCUCGGCCCGGUUCACUGAACGGUCCACCUUCACCAAGCACGUGCGAACCCACACUGGGGAGAGGCCGCACGGCUGCUCUAUAUGCACUGCACGGUUCGCUCAACGGUCACACCUCAUCACGCACAUGCGUAUCCACACGGGGGAGCGGCCGUACUGCUGCUCCAUCUGCAUGGCACGGUUCGCUCGACGAGGGAAUCUCAUCAAACACAUGAGGACCCACACGGGGGAGCGGCCGUACGGCUGCUCACACUGCCAGGUCCGUUUCGCUAACCGGUCUCACCUCACUACACACAUGCGGACCCACACUGGGGAGAGGCCGUACGGCUGCUCUAUAUGCACUGCACGGUUCAUUGAUCGAUCACACCUCACCAGACACAUGAUGACUCACACUGGGGAGCGACCGUUCGGCUGCUCCAUCUGCACGGUACGCUUCGCUGAACGGGGACACCUCAAGGCACACAUGCGGACACACACUGGGGAGCGGCCGUACGGCUGCUCUAUCUGCAAGGCACGGUUCACUCAAGGGACAAGUCUCACCUUACACAUGCGUACUCACACGGGGGAGCGGCCGUACGGCUGCUCACACUGCCAGGCCCGGUUCGCUCAACGGGCAAAGCUUAUCAGACACAUGCAGACCCACACGAAGACUGGCAGCACUGCUGCGACUACUGUCUAACGGUUCAGUAGUUUGACGCAAAAACUCGAUUUUAACUGGUACACAGUUUUGAGAAUUACACAGGUUUGACUGAUGCGGUAAAUGGCUUGGUUGGCGAAAUGCAAUGCUGAAAUAUCCCGACAAGUGCAUGACCGGCUGUCGUCAUACGUUUGAUAUAUUAGUGUUAUACAUCUUUUUACGCCCAAUUUAGGGCGGCAGUGCGCACAUUUCAGUAAUAGUGGGGGCGAUUCCGACAGUAUGCCAUAGUCUGUCAAUGGCGAUUUGUCGCAAUCGGUUGCACUAUUAUUGAGCUGCGUCCACUAUGUCUAUAUUUAGUCGUAAAAAGGUGUAGCUGUGGUUCUCGUUUGUGAGCUUCUUGGCUACCCGUGUGAGUGUCACAUCUUGUUUCUUUAUGUUAACACACGGUGAUUCAGUAGUUGUGUUCUUAACUAUCCGCCUCCACAUAGGAGUUAAGGAGUGUCGCUGUUUGGUACAGUGUCGUAGCGCUGUGAUUUGUGAAUAAUGUCCAGCUACUUUGAGGGACAAUACAUUUUUCGUGACCACCA